This is a messenger RNA of Lathyrus oleraceus (garden pea), 1916 nucleotides long. RefSeq names its product PKS-NRPS hybrid synthetase cheA. NCBI's taxonomy places the organism in Eukaryota, Viridiplantae, Streptophyta, Magnoliopsida, Fabales, Fabaceae. Bases 123 to 1916 code for a protein of 597 amino acids. Gene Ontology annotation, biological process: positive regulation of transcription by RNA polymerase II; cellular response to iron ion starvation. Gene Ontology annotation, molecular function: DNA-binding transcription factor activity, RNA polymerase II-specific. The transcript has 4 exons. The record is from RefSeq and is a predicted model, not a curated record.
CCCAUUUUACCCUUAAUUGGUUUUAACCAAUUUACCAUUUCAUUUUUACCAUUCAGUUGAAAAUUCCAAAAAUUACACUUUCACACCCCUCGCACCGGAACACUUGCAAAAAGACUUCCGAAAUGGAAAAUCUUCCCAAAAUAUGUGUAGAUACUACUGAUGCGUUUAUGACGACGGAAAGAUUUGGUACACGAGAAGAGGUUAUCAGAUGGAUUAAAGAGGUUGGAAUCGACAAUAAAGUAACUGUUAUUAUCAGUCGUUCAGAUACUGAAACGGGGAAGAGAGGGAGAAGUAACAAAAUAAUAUUUGGCUGUGAUAAAGGUGGGAAACACAAGAUUAGUGAUAGUGGUACCCAAAGUGCGUCCAAGAAAUGUGGAUGUCCAUUUAAAAUCAGGUCGACUCCGGCGAAAGAUGGAUCUGGUUGGAAGAUUGAUGUAAAAUGUGGGUUACAUAAUCAUGGUUUACCUGAUAGAUUAGAAGGUCAUUCGUUUAUUGGUAGGUUGACCACAGAUGAGAAGCAACAUGUCGCUGAUUUGGCAAAGAGACAUGUAGCACCUAGAAACAUUUUGCUUUCCUUGCAAGACAAGUUUCCUGAGAAUGUCACUCGUAUUACGCAAGUAUACAAGCAUAAGAGUGUGAUAGAAAAAGAGAUAAGAGGUCCAAGGAGUGAGAUACAACAUCUGUUUAAGCUUAUUGAGGAUGCAGGAUAUGUGUAUUGGAGUAGAAAAAAGGAUGACUCGGAAGUGGUGAGAGAGAUAUUUUGGGCACAUCCUGAUUCAGUGAAGUUGUUGAAUAUAUUUCCGAUUGUGUUAGUUAUGGAUAGCACCUACAAGACAAACAAAUAUAGACAACCUUUGUUUGAAAUUGUUGGCAUGACAUCGACUGAGUUGACUUUUGCUGUUGGAUUUGCAUAUAUGGAGUCUGAGCAAACAGAGAAUUUUUGCUGGGUAUUGGAGAAAUUAAAAGAGUUGUUUGUGAAGAAAGACAUGUGUCCACAAGUGAUUUUGACAGAUAGAGAUCUUGCUUUGAUGAAAGCAAUUGAAGUUGUGUUUCCCAACUCGAUUAAUUUGCUAUGUAGAUUUCACAUUAACAAAAACGUUGGUGCCAAAUGCAAACAACAUGUGGUGAAUGACCUGCAAAAGACGAUAGACACAUUAUGGAUGGAAGUUGUCUGGGCUAGUGAUGAGGUUGAGUAUGGUCAGCGGUUGCAUCAACUUGAGCAAGCAUGUGUUGAUUAUAGUGGAUUUAUUAAUUAUGUGAAAGACACAUGGUUGACUCCACAUAGGCAUAGAUUUGUUGGAGCAUGGAUUAAUCGAGUCCUACAUUUGGGUAACACAACGACUAAUCGGGUUGAAUCUGCUCAUUGGAAGUUAAAGCAGAUGUUAGGAAACAGUAUAGGUGACAUGGUCAAAUGUUGGGAAGCCAUGAAUAACAACUUGAGGUUACAACUGGGAAACAUUAGAGCUUCAUUUCAAAAGAGUUUUUACGAAGUUGAGAACGCGCACGUAAGUCCCUUUUAUGGUUAUUUGCGUGGUUCCGUAUCUCGAGCUGCUUUGAGACGUAUUGCUGAAGAGUUAUUGAGAGUUGAUUAUGUUGGAACUAACAGGCAAAUAUGUGGUUGUACUCUUAGAACAUCUUAUGGGUUAUCUUGUGCUUGUGAGUUAGGAAGAUACAGAGUAGGUGGUAUACCGAUACCCAUUGAUGCUGUUCAUGUUCAUUGGAGGAAACUAACUAUGGAAGUUGAGUUAGAGAUAGGUGAAGAUGAUGGAUCAGAGGUGGAUAUGACAGCUGCAAUGGAUGAGUUGUGGAGACGAUUUAGGUCAUUAGAUGUUGUUGGGAAAAUGGCAUUAAGGAGUAGGAAUCAUUGGGUUCAGGUAUGUAUUUAUAUGUCUAAAUAUUUUAAUUAUUCCAGUUAA